CCAAGCCUUUCUUAGUCACACAGCAAAGGCUUUCUUUGUCACACAGACACGCCUUUCUUGGUCACAUAGCCAGGCCUUUCUUGGUCACAUAGCCACUCCUUUCGUGGUCACACAGCCACGCCCUUCUUGGUCACGCAGCUACGCUUUUCUUGGUCACAUAGCCACGCCUUUCUUGGUCACAUAG
Molecule: messenger RNA, 184 nt
Organism: Candidula unifasciata
Lineage: Eukaryota; Metazoa; Mollusca; Gastropoda; Stylommatophora; Geomitridae
Source: the annotation of a GenBank genome assembly